AUGCGCGUGUUCCACAUCGUCCUUAUCGCCAUCGCAACUGUCCAGCUUAACGCUAUUCAGGGUAUCGCAGGCAAGGUCUCGACAUUUACGUUUACGGAACGCUCCCGCUUGCUAACUGCAGAGCAGAGCGACAACACUGACAAGCGAUUUCUGAGGAAGCGUCAACCGGAGAAUGAAGAGAACUCAGUGGACGAGGAAGCGGAAGAAAGGGCACAGUGGAUUGACGCUUUGAAGAAACUGAGGAGUGACGCUACAAAAAGAGCGAAGCUAGAAGUGUGGUUUCAAAAAGGAAAGAAUCCUACAUUUGUUCGCCAGCAGUUCAAAAUCCCCGAGGCGGGCGAGGCGAUGACAUCCCACAAGAACUACAAAUACCUCCAGAUUUUCAUCAAGAAGUACAAUGGCUGGAAAUACCACCGCUUCAGUGGUCAGAGAGACUAG
Phytophthora nicotianae INRA-310 is the source of this 438-nucleotide messenger RNA. RefSeq lists its product as hypothetical. NCBI's taxonomy places the organism in Eukaryota, Oomycota, Peronosporomycetes, Peronosporales, Peronosporaceae. The record is from RefSeq and is a predicted model, not a curated record. Bases 1 to 438 code for a protein of 145 amino acids. The transcript has a single exon.